CCGAGGCCUGUUGAUCCAAGUUAGAGAAAAGGGCCUGUGGAAACAUGAAGAGGGUAAACAGCUGUGUGAAGAGUGAUGAUCAUGUCCUGGAAGAGUUAGAAACAGAAGGGGAGAGGCAGCUGAAAAGCCUCCUUCAGCAUCAACUUGACACCUCUGUCUCCAUUGAGGAAUGUGUGUCUAAGAAAGAGAGUUUUGCUCCUGGUACUAUGUACAAGCCCUUUGGGAAGGAAGCAGCUGGAACUAUGUCUUUAUCCCAGUUCCAAACAUUGCAUGAGAAGGACCAGGAAACUGCUGCUCUCAGGGAACUAGGGCUCAAUGAAACAGAAAUCUUGAUCUGGAAGAGCCAUGUUUCAGGUGAAAAGAGGACGAGACUGAGGGCAACCCCUGAAGCAAUACAGAACUGCCUUCAAGAUAUUGAAGAAAGGAUCUCGGAGCGUCAGCGCAUCCUUUGCCUGCCACAGAGAUUUGCAAAGAGCAAACAGCUGACCCGGCGAGAAAUGGAAAUAGAAAAAUCUUUAUUUCAGGGUGCUGAUCGUCACUCCUUCCUUAAGGCUCUUUAUUACCAAGAUGAACCCCAAAAGAAGAACAAAGGUGAUCCCAUGAACAACCUGGAAAAUUUUUACCAAGAGAUGAUAAUGAAAAAACGUCUUGAAGAGUUCCAACUUAUGAGAGGUGAACCCUUUGCUUCCCACUCACUGGUCUCAGCUACAUCAGUGGGAGAUAGUGACACAGCUGAGAACCCGCCAUUACUCCAGGACAAGGGAGAACAGGCAGCACAGGGUAAAGGUCCCAGUCUCCAUGUGGCAAAAGUUAUUGAUAAUUCACCUGAGCAGUGUUGGACGGGGCCUAAGAAGCUGACGCAGCCAAUAGAAUUUGUCCCAGAAGAUGAGAUCCAGAGAAAUCGUUUGUCAGAGGAAGAGAUCCGAAAAAUUCCUAUGUUUUCUUCAUAUAAUCCAGGGGAGCCAAACAAGGUGUUAUACCUGAAGAACCUUAGCCCUCGGGUGACCGAAAGAGAUCUUGUAUCAUUGUUCGCUCGGUUCCAGGAGAAAAAAGGACCUCCAAUUCAAUUCCGAAUGAUGACUGGACGAAUGAGGGGGCAAGCUUUUAUCACCUUUCCCAAUAAGGAGAUAGCAUGGCAAGCAUUUCAUCUAAUAAAUGGAUAUAAACUACAUGGGAAAAUAUUGGUGAUAGAAUUCGGAAAGAACAAAAAACAACAGUCUGAUCUCCAGGCUGCUUCUCUCAGAUCGUCUGCUACAGAAAACACUACAAAAAACAGUGGCAGCUAGAAGAUAUGUAGAUUGUGAGUCCCAGGAAGUCUUUCUUGCAUCAGAAUCUUGGAUCUAGGAUUUCUAUAUAGAUAACAGUAUGUUUGGAAUUGAAGAGAAACUGAGGAAGAAAAAUCUAAUUAAGAUAAUCCCUUUAGCUUUUGGAAAGAAUUGGUAGAAAACAUUUUCUAUAAUCAAAGACUAUACAGGACAAAUAAGAUACCAAGUAUGAAGGGUAGGGUACAAAGAGUAUCAUUUUCUCAGGAUAAAUUAACAAAGAAUUAUUUCCAAGCAUAUUUUAAAUCUUUAUACUUUAUCUGUGGUCUUAAAUACUCAUCCCUAAAGAUAACAUUAUUUCCAAGACUGCCACCUAUAUACAGAACUAAAAAACUAAAUGUUGAAAUAUUUAUUUAUUAGAGCCCAUUUGUCCCUAAUUGUGUUCACAUAGUAAAUGAAUGACUAGGCCCCGGGCCUAAACAUCAACAAAUGCUGUUAAAUGAGAAAUAUCAGCAAUAACAGUAGGAUCUGAGACACAUGUCAGUACACAUAUUUAAUGAAUACUUUCUAUUAAGUUAUCAGUGUCUUCAAAAAGCCAUAUAUUUUUCUAAUGAAAGCAUCUAGAUCUCUAUAGUGAUGUUCCCCUGGUCAUUAAACUAGCUACCAUUGAGUAAUCAUUGAAUCCCAAGCAAUAAACAUCAAAUAAGCAUCUAAUAUAUGUUAGGUAUUAGAAGAGGAACAUACUAGAAAAAAUACUAAAGGGGAUAUGGGAAGAAAGAGUUGCAUUUUAGAAGAGGAACAUACUAGAAAAAAUACUAAAGGGGAUAUGGGAAGAAAGAGUUGCAUAGAAGAGAGGAGGCCACUCCCAAAUUCCCCACUUGUUUGUUUAUAGUUGCUGGAGAAAUGAAAGACAGUAUAGUAUAGAGGAAGUGGUACAAACUUUGGACUCACACCUGUGAACUUCAUAGCCACACUUACCACUCCAUGACCUUGACAAGUCACUUAGUCUGAGCCUCAGUUUUCUCAUCUAUAAAAUGAAGAUAAUAAUACUACUUACCUCAUUGGGUUGUAAGAAUUAAAUGAGAUGGUAUUAUCCAUGCUGAAGAACAGAAAAAAAAAAAAGAACAGAGUAUAUAAUCAUUAAGUACUCCAACAUACUUGCAAUGAGAGUACAAAAAAAAAAAAGAGAAGAGAAAGAAACAGAAAAAAUAUUCUAAUAAAUAAUGGCUGUAAACACCCCAAAUUAAUGAGAAGCAUUAUCUUCACAUCCAAGAAUCUCAGUGAACUCCAAGUAGGGUAACAAGAAGAAAUCUACAGACAUAUUAUAAUAAAAAUGCUAAAACACAAAGACAGAAAGUCUUGGAAGCAACCUGAGAAAAAUUAAACAUGACUCAAUGGAUUGCCAAUAAGAUUAACAGCUGACUUCUCAUGAGAAACAAUGGAGGUGGCAGUGGGAUAACAUAUUCAAAGUGCUCAAAGGAAAAAUAUGUCAAUAUAGAAUCCUACAUCCAAUAAAACAAUUUUUCAAAAACGAUGAAACAAAGACAUUCCCAUGUAAUCAAAAAUAGAGAAUUUGUUGUUGGCACACCUGAUUUACAGGAAAUAGUAAAGAAAGUUCUUCAGGUAGAAAGCAAGUGACCUCAGACAGUAAUUUGAAUCUAAGCAUACAAAAAAUAACAUGGGUAAAUUUAAUUAUCCUAUAUAAUAAAAGGCUAAUAUGCAAAUAGACCAAACAAUGGAACGACCGGUCGCUAUGAUCCACACUGACCACCAGGGGGCAGACACUCAAUGCAGGAACUACCCCCUGAUGUUCAGUGCGCUCCCACAGGGGGAACACCACUCAGCCAGAAGCUGGGCUCAUGGCUGGCAAGUGCAGUAGCGGUGGUGGGAGCCUCUCCCGCCUCUGUGGCAGCACUAAGGAUGUCCAACUGCCAGCUUAUAUAGGCCCAGGGAGCGAGCCUAAGCCAUCAGUCGGACAUCCCCUGAGGGCUUCUGGACUGUGAGAGGGCGCAGGCCCUCCCCCCGCCCCCCCGGAGUGCACAAAUUUUGUGCACCAGGCCUCUACUGUAAUUAUAAAAGCCAGUUUAAGUUAAUUUCCCUUUUAAUUGAAAAGUUUUAUAGACCAGUAUGUAUGUAGUUGCAUUUUGGGGCCUACAACAUAUGAAACUGU
This is a messenger RNA of Eptesicus fuscus (big brown bat), 3432 nucleotides long. It is a transcript of the gene RBM41, whose product is annotated as RNA binding motif protein 41. Gene Ontology annotation, cellular component: U12-type spliceosomal complex. Gene Ontology annotation, molecular function: pre-mRNA intronic binding; U12 snRNA binding. Gene Ontology annotation, biological process: mRNA splicing, via spliceosome. Bases 45 to 1286 code for a protein of 413 amino acids. The record is from RefSeq and is a predicted model, not a curated record. The transcript is spliced from 7 exons. Lineage: Eukaryota; Metazoa; Chordata; Mammalia; Chiroptera; Vespertilionidae.